AUGGUAAUGGCACGUGCAUUUAAAAGCUGGAUUCUGUCUCUCUUUUUACCACUGAGAGAGCCGUGGAGUAGGGUACAAGAGAGGACUGAUAACAGAGAUUACGUGAUCAACGGAGGAGAAAGAGGUAUACCAGAAUUCACCCCACCAUGUAUGAUUGUGGCUAUGAGAGCUCCUCCCAUUGCCAAACUAGAGAAAAUCAGGAGCUUCUCUCUUGUUCCUGAAGUGUAUGGAGAUGGAGCUGAAGAUGUGCUAGCUCUAGAAUCAAAUGGAGACUACACCAAAGAAAUUGGUUACCUUAGGUUCUCUGAUUACAACAACAGCAUAAAAUGCAACAUUUCUUCAGAGAAUCUGUUCAACAAUGUGUGGUACCAAGCUGAAGAGAUAUUCUCAGUGGAUGGGGUUCCAGAACAAAGACAGCAUGCGUUCUGGGUUCCAGUCAACGACCACUACUUUACCACUGCAGAAAGAGUUGAGGUUUUGAGACUUGGUGGAUGCGCGAAUGCAACUUGCUUACCAAGACCACCGAUGGUGGUGAGAGUAGAAAGAGAGAUCAGCUCCAACAUCUUUGUGGACAACAGAGCUUAUCGUGAGUUGUUGAACGCCAAGUUCAAUGCAACAGCAAUCGACAUGGAGACGGCUGCAGUUGCCCUUGUCUGUCACCAACAAAACACGCCCUUCAUUGCAUUCAGAUCCUUGUCUGAUUUAGCCGUUGGGGUUUCUGCCUUGUCCAAUGAAGCCUCUGCGUUUGCCUCUUUGGCAGCUCAAAAUGCAGUUGAUGUUCUUAUUAGCUUCACUUCCUUGUUAUCUUCAUAAGCACAUGCCACCAGUUUCUUUCCAAGCCAUUUCUUUUGAAAUUUUUAAAUGAUAAAUUGAUUGCUAGUUU
Hibiscus syriacus is the source of this 883-nucleotide messenger RNA. Its product is annotated as bark storage protein B-like. The transcript is spliced from 4 exons. Bases 1 to 813 code for a protein of 270 amino acids. NCBI's taxonomy places the organism in Eukaryota, Viridiplantae, Streptophyta, Magnoliopsida, Malvales, Malvaceae. Gene Ontology annotation, biological process: nucleoside metabolic process. The record is from RefSeq and is a predicted model, not a curated record. Gene Ontology annotation, molecular function: catalytic activity.